UCUAAAUAGAAGUAAUCAUUUGGUAUUGAAAAAUAAUAAUAAUUUGGGAAGUAUCAUCAUUUUAAUUGUCUUCCUAAAACUUGGGGGUUUUUUUUCAUUCUGGUCAACCAGCAUAAGAAGAUAGAAUUUUAAGAACAAUUUAAAGUUGUUCUGUAUCUUUAAUGACAAUAAUUCUUAGAAAUUUGAAUCCGCAAUAGGCCACCAUGCGCUAUAGCAGGAUACAGAGCUAUAUAUUGGCAGCUGGCUAUCUUGCUUAUCUCCUGGCGGGCGCUCUCAUCUUCCAGGUUCUGGAGAAAGAUGCCGAGAGAAUACAACAAGGCAUCACCUUUAGAAUGAAGGAGGACUUUCUGAAGAACUUCACUUCCCUCAGCCCAGCAGAGGUUGAAGUCUUUGUGGAGAAUCUGAUGGAAGCUGUCAGGAUGGGCAUAUAUCCAGCAGGAAAUGAAUUCCCCGAUGAACACAACAAUUGGGAUUUCAGUAACUCUUUCUUCUUCGUGGGUUCUAUGUUAUCCACAAUAGGCUAUGGAAACCUCUCUCCCAAAACGGCUGGUGGUCAGCUUUUCUGUGUCUUUUUUGCUCUCUUUGGAAUUCCUCUGAACAUCGUCUUUCUGCAGCACAUUGGCAAGAUGCUCUCAAUGCUCUGUGAACGGUUAGCUAAAUGUCUGUAUAGGAAAGGGGUAAAGAAGAAAACAGCAAGGGGAUUGACACUUCUGUUCUUCCUGGUUAUGGGAAUACUAGUGUUUCUUUGUGUGCCAUCAGUCAUCAUUCGAAAGAUAGAGGGGUGGACUUACAAUGAAGCAAUUUAUUUUACAUUUAUUACCCUUAGCACCAUUGGAUUUGGAGACUAUAUGAUAGGGAGGCAACAUAACAAGUUCUACUUCCCCGGCUAUCGGAUUGUGGUAGCAAUUUGGAUUAUCUUUGGGCUUGCUUGGAUAGCCCUACUGUUUAAUUUACUGACAACAUUACUAGAAGACCCAAAUGAGAAACCCAUCGAGGAUUAUCUUCAGGUCAAAACAGUCAGAAAGAAAAAGAAGAACUCAAAAAAGGAUCCAUCUGCUAGGUUUUCACUGGAAGACGGCUUAGUGUUACAUUCCAGUAGAGAUGGGCAAAGCAAUCAGUCAUAAUGGGAGAACUCUGUGUCUGGUUUUUCAUUGAUAUUUGAGGUAAUUGCAGUAUUUUGCUGGUUUCUUUGAAAAGUAACUAGCUGAUUUUAAAUUAUGUUAUUUUAAAGUAUGAAAUAAACAACAAG
Messenger RNA from Python bivittatus (Burmese python), 1249 nucleotides. Its product is annotated as potassium channel, subfamily K, member 16-like. The record is from RefSeq and is a predicted model, not a curated record. Gene Ontology annotation, cellular component: plasma membrane. Gene Ontology annotation, biological process: stabilization of membrane potential; potassium ion transmembrane transport. NCBI's taxonomy places the organism in Eukaryota, Metazoa, Chordata, Lepidosauria, Squamata, Pythonidae. Gene Ontology annotation, molecular function: potassium ion leak channel activity; outward rectifier potassium channel activity.